AUGUACAUAGAUGAGGUUGAUGCUCACUCUCCUUUAAAACCAGGUAAUUCAGCGUUCAAAAAGUUCUUUCUUGUAUGGAUUGAAGCCCUCAUCAGGCUGAAAAAUACAGAUAUUGCAAAAAAGAAGAUUGAUCAUUACCUCGAAUUGGCAACAACUAAGGAAGACCAGGAAGCUGUUACUCCUAUGUUGUAUCAAAUAUACCAAUUAGAAGAAGAACAAAGGAAUAUAGAGGAAGAAGUUGUGGAUAGCGAUAAUGAAUAUGUUAAAGAUUCUAAUUAUACUGGUAUAAAACAGCAAAGAAUGAAACAGGAAGAAAUAAAGGAAAACCAUCAGAAAAAGAAACGGUAUCGUCCAAAAAGAGUAAACGAACCGUUGGAAUCAUUUACAAUGCCAACUUCAUGGAAUGGAUUCCAAGGUAAAUGGCCUAAAAUCUUAAAAGAAAUUUCACGGACUAAUGAUUGUAUCAGCUCUUCAAAAGAAAACGAAACAAUAAACAUUCCAAAAGGUCACGAAGUUUCUGAUGUCGAAAGCGAUGAUGCAUUUGAUAAAAUGUCUAGAGACAAUUGGAUAGGCUCUGAUAAUACAACCAGUGAUUACAAAGACGAUGGAGACAGCGAACCAAUUGAUUAUUACGAGGAGAGUGUUAAGAUGUACGAAAACGAUAACGACAAUGAGUUAAAUGAGCAUGAUGUCUUAACAAAUGGUAUUCUAUUAUCAGAAAAAUACUUAGAUCAACAUUCAAAGUCAAAACACAAGAAACACUACUUUGAAUACAAAGAAUUCUACGACAAAGAAAAAAUAAAAGAACUUUGUAUAAGAUAUCCAAACAAAUUCAAGAUAUGCACAGUUAAACUUGAGGCUGCGCAUAGGGCAAUAUGCAAAAUCACGGACCAUUCUGGGGGAAAAUCAGAAAUUGAGAUAUCUGGAAGGUCGAAAAUUGGAAAGGUUUUUAACGACGAUGAAGUUUGUGUUGAAAUACUAAAGGAUGAGAUAUACGAAUACAAAAAGAACAAUCAUAUUGGUCCAAGGCUUAACGUUACUCCAGAUAUGUCCAAACUGAAUUUGAAAGUUUAUGGUCAGAUAAGAGGAGUUUUUAAAAGAAUUCAUCACGCUAACGUUAAACAUCCAGUAUUUGUUUGUAUGUUGGAUGAAACAGAAUAUCAUUUAAUGAGACCAGUAUCAAAAGCAAUACCAAAACUUCAUAUAAUGAAUAGAAAUUGUACAAAUGAUUAUCAAAUUGAUUUAUACAAUUAUGACAAAGAGAAGGGAGAACUAGAACACAAAGAACUAUUCAAUAUCAAACCAGGAGAAAUAGAGAACUACAUUUUUUUGGUAGCAUUGAUCUGUUGGCAUGACAUAUACCCACGUGGUGCAGUUAUUAAAGUAUUGAAUGCAAAGAGUGGUAUAAAUACAGGAAUGGAAAUCUUGAAACUUCAACACCAGGUGCCUACUACGUACAAAAAGGAGACAAUAGAAAAUCUUAAUUGGUUACUAGAAUUAGAUGAACCUCUUGUGUGCAAAAAAGAUAGAACGGACUUAACAGGUAUGGAGGUUUUCACGAUUGAUCCAUCAAAUGCUCGAGACUUAGAUGAUGCUUUAAGCAUUGAAGAGCUUUAUGACAUAUACAGAGUUGGUGUGCACAUUGCAGAUGUCACAACUUACAUUGAAAAGGGUAGCCACAUUGACGUUGAAGCUUAUGAGCGUGCCACAACUUUUUAUCCCGGCCAAGGUAUCAAUCCAUACCACAUGUUGCCUAAACCAUUAAGUACGAUAUUAUGCAGCUUAAUUCCAGGAGAAAAGAGACCAGCAAUAUCCAUAUUUUUCACCUUUGACAAAAAGAAAGGUCUCCAAAAGCAUUUAACUAAAAUUAAAAGAAGUCAAAUAAAAUCAAUUAAACAGCUGUCAUAUAGAGAAGCUCAAGACAUCAUUCUUAAAGUUGACACCACGAUUUCAGAUUCAUUAUGUAAGCAAGUAAAUUGCUUGUUCAAACUGGCUAAAACCCAAAGGCUUAAUAGAUUGGGAAGUGGCAUGUUUUACUUUCCGAUGGCAGUAGACGGUGAGGAUGACGAUUUCAAGGAUACACUUGAGGCUCAUUAUUUGGUAGAGGAAUUCAUGAUACUUGCUAAUCAUACAGUAGGGAAAUUUCUUAUAGAAAAAUUUAAAGACUGCAUUCCACUUAGAGUGCAGCAGCCACCAAACCCGGAACAAGUAAGAACAUGGUUGGAAUCCAAUAAAUAUUAUGCUGAUUUGAUAGUGAAGUUACAGGAGAUUCGUCCGUCUCCAACAUUAUGGCACGAUCGAAAGCUAACAAUCAAAGAAACUCCAACAGGAAGAUAUACCAAACUUCUCAUGUAUCAACAUUGGGUUUGGAAAAGACUACUGUUAGCAAUCGAAAGAAAGGAUUACAAAGUCGCUAGUCAAAUCAUAGGUUGUGAUGACUUACAUCCAUUCUCGUGUUUGGCACUUGACGAGUGGUAUGAAUACCAAGAAAGAGCAGAAUACAAAUGUUCAGGCGAAGUACGUGCAAGACAAGAUGGUUCUCAUUUUACCCUAGGUAUGUUUCCAUACACUCAGUUUACAUCACCAAUUCGACGAUACGUCGAUAUCAUUGUUCAUCGGUUAUUGCAUUGUGCUUUAGAUAAGAAGGGUUCUUGCUACACGAAAGAUGAGGUUUCCGAACUGUGUUGUUAUCUUAACGAAGUGACAAGGCGAUCAAAGAAAUAUCAAAAACAAUGUAGGGCACUGACAUGGGGAUAUAAACUAAUGAAAGAACCUCAAAUUUUACAUGGAUUUGUUAAAACUGUUUCAGAUAAAGAGGUAUCCGUUGUUUUCCCAGGUCAUAGAUAUCUACCAAAAAGUUCAAAAACUCUUCAACUGAAUUAUCUAAAUGCUGUAAAGAAACCAGAAUUCAAGACAGAUAGGUUAAACGGUAGAAAAAUUCUAGAACUUACUUGGAAAAAGAGAUUAUACUCCUUCAACGGGUAUACGCCUAUCAAGAAGAAGGAAAUAAAGGAGGAUGGUUACAGAUUAAAUCCUCAUAACAGGGGAUUUUUCCAGCAACAAAGGAAAUGGAAAGAAAUAAUGGAGAGAUUCACAUCAGCAAAAAGUCCAAGGGAUAAAAUGAAAAAAUUACUAGAAACUAUCAACAAUGAUGAAUUAGGAGAUUCGAAGGAAAACGUAGACAAGCUAGUCGAAAACGUGCCAUCAUGUUUUAAGACAGUAAAAGAUGUAAGUUCCGAGGUACGAGAAGGAUCCAUCACAUUACAGAGUUGUAAGUUUACUAUGACAUUUAAUCACCAACAAAUAGUACCUCUUCAACUAUCUUCCGAAUCUGUUAAGGGUGUGCUCAUUCCACAAAUCGAGAUCUUUGAUAUGACAAAAAAUGUCAAACAUUGUUUCCUUCAUGUCAAAGACCCUAUCAAAUAUCUAGAGCAAUACGCAACUUCUCCGUCAAAAGAUCGGUACUUUAGUGCAGUCGAUUAUCUUAGAACGUGGAAACCACUAGUAGAAAUGGAAUCAGCUGCAAACUCAGUUAAAAGUAGUACGGCGACAAUUAAUGAUGUUCCUGUUAAAUUUCUCUCAAAGUAUGAAGGAAAAUUUUCAUUAAGCAAAGGAUUUUGUGACCAAAGGAACAUUGAGAUAAACAAGACACCUUUAAGUGUGUUUCUCACUGAUAAUGAAGAAGCCAUGGAUGAAGAAAAUGAGGAAGGAAUAAAAGAAAUUGCUAGUCCAGAUUAUAUAUGUAUUAAGUGUCCAAUAUUUAAACCGUCAAUAGACAAAUGGGAUAUAAUCAAAGGAAAUAUUGCACCCACUGAUUAUAUCAUUUGGAUGGCACAUGCAAAAAUUGAUAGAGCCCAAGUUCGAAAAGGAAAAACCGAUUUUAUAUUCCGACUUCAUAGAAAUAGCAAACCGGUUCCUCUUGAACUAAUGAAAGAAGAUAGCAGGCAUAGGUACAGCAUUGAAAUCAUUUUCAAAUCCAGUGCAGAUCAGAGAAUCGAUGCAGUUCUACAAUGCCUCAACAAAGCCACCAGUCUAGCUAAAGCUAUAGCCUUGGGGACUUCAAUGCCAAAACUUGAUAAAGGCCAUUUUAAACUAGGCAGAGACACAGAGCCAGACGUUACGGAUAUAGGAUUAGUUGGUAACAACAGACAACAGUAUAAUGCUAUACAGAGGGCGCUGCAAACAUCAUUUAGUUUAAUACAAGGUCCACCAGGUACUGGAAAGACCUACACGGGUAUCAAACUGGUUUACCUGUUUAACCAGAUCAAUCUGAAAUGGCAAGAGAGGGGCAAUGAAAUGAAACAGAUUAUUUUCUGUGGUCCAUCAAACAAAUCUGUAGACUUGGUGGCAAGUAAGUGA
This is a messenger RNA of Mytilus trossulus (common blue mussel), 4359 nucleotides long. Its product is annotated as 3'-5' exoribonuclease HELZ2-like. NCBI's taxonomy places the organism in Eukaryota, Metazoa, Mollusca, Bivalvia, Mytilida, Mytilidae. Gene Ontology annotation, biological process: miRNA catabolic process; mRNA catabolic process. The record is from RefSeq and is a predicted model, not a curated record. The transcript is spliced from 8 exons. Gene Ontology annotation, molecular function: 3'-5'-RNA exonuclease activity; RNA binding; helicase activity. Gene Ontology annotation, cellular component: P-body. The coding region runs from base 1 to 4359 and encodes 1452 amino acids.